Molecule: messenger RNA, 609 nt
Organism: Striga hermonthica
Lineage: Eukaryota; Viridiplantae; Streptophyta; Magnoliopsida; Lamiales; Orobanchaceae
Source: the annotation of a GenBank genome assembly
AUGUUUUCCUUCAAUAAUAUGCCCAAUAAUUAUAAGUAUGAAGUGGGGAGCUGUUCAGACUACUCUUACGACGACAUUGUCGAGGGAGUUUUCGGUAAUUCACCAGCGGACGAGGCAAAAGCAUCGGCCGCAAGCCAUAGCCAUAAGGAAGCCGAAAGGCGAAGAAGAAAGCGUAUCAAUUGCCAUAUCGCCACUCUCAAAUCCCUUCUCCCCAAUGCAAUCAAGACGGACAAAGCUUCUUUACUAGGAGAGGCUGUCCGAACAGUACGAGAAUUGAAGAAGAAAACCAUGCAACUAUCGGCCAUGCACCAAACAACUCUUGACGAUUCGUUCGUGUUCCCGAGCGAAACAGACGAGCUCAAAGUGUGCCACGAUUCGGGCCUCAUACAGGCAACAGUGUGCUGCGAGGACAGGCCCGAUCUGAUGUCGGGCUUGAUUCGGGCCCUGGAAUCCGUGGCGGCAAAGGUGGUGCGGGCCGAGAUGUCGACGGUCGGUGGGAGGACCAAGACUGUUUUGUGGGUCCGUUUAGGCAGUAACGUAACCGAAAGUAGCUUCACGAGUUUGGAGAGACUAAGGAGAGCUCUGAAAUCCGUGGUGGAUCGCGAGUAG